AUGCUGCAUAUCAACUCCGAGUCGGAAGUCGAGCUCCAACGCGAGCUCGACCGUGAUCUUCAAGAGGAGCUCGAAGAGCUCGAACGUCGUCAAUCUUCACCCCUUCCUGCUACUUACUACCCUUCUGCUACUACUCUCUCUUAUUCAAAAGAACCGGCAUCUACUCCGGAGCGUCUUCCUUCCGAUGAACCCUGCGAACUGUCUGAGAAAGAGAUAUCGACAACUCCCGUGCGAUCCCACGUCACCCCGUCUCAAAGUGACAUCCCAACCGGCAACAAUCCUUCACCAGAGGACAUCAGAAAUGCAAGCUAUCGAGCUCGAGCAGGUCCAUACUGUCUUCACGAAACGGUUCAGCGCUACUGGAGCAUCGAUUCAUUUACGCCUUUGCAAUGCGAGAAUAAAGAUUGCGGUCGACCUGCGCGGUUUCUUUAUGAAUGCACGGCGGAUACAGCAGAAUACUCGGCCUUUGAAACGUCGGUCCCCGAGCGAAACAUCGAUAUCUUGCCGAAAUGGAUUCAAAAGGCUAUCGGCGAGGGCAACUACCUUCCAGCCCAAGUGGAAAAGCUCUUGGACCAGAAAAUGGAAGUGCUUGAAACUGCAGCCAACUUGCGAGAGCAGGCCCGGCCCUCACAUAGGGCUUUGCCUGGAGGGCGAGGGUUAUUCAAUGACCAAGAGGCAAUUGACCAGCGGAACUAUCGAGAAUUGAUGCAACUUUUGUCGGCCCGAACGCGGAGUUUCUCAAAUCUGGAGCCCUGUCGAGCAAUGUUUUGCACAAUGUGUCGGUCUCAUACGUCUGAUAAUUCCUGGGGUAGCAUUGCCAAAGUCGUCAAUGAGGCCUAUAAAGAGCCUCUUCGUACCCGGCAAACAUAUACCGUCCGAUCACUAAAGGGUGGACGCUGCGCGGUCUGCCUGAGGAUCCUACACAUUGGCAACACACUGCAUGGUUUCAAAAGUGGUGGGAAAAGUACCAAUAUCCAGCCGACAAUGGUAUUGCACUGGUCCUGA
This is a messenger RNA of Penicillium manginii, 1005 nucleotides long. RefSeq lists its product as uncharacterized. Lineage: Eukaryota; Fungi; Ascomycota; Eurotiomycetes; Eurotiales; Aspergillaceae. The transcript has a single exon. Bases 1 to 1005 code for a protein of 334 amino acids. The record is from RefSeq and is a predicted model, not a curated record.